GUGUGUGUGCAUUCUGACUGUCUAGGUGAGUAGUCACUAGUCUUUGUGCGCGACAAUUAUCAUUCUGAUCGAUUCGGUGAGCGCGGGGGUGUGCAGCCGGCCCGUUUUAUAUCUUUUGUUGUUUUGUAACGCCACCAAAUCAAUAAUUUUAGUGUUGAACUCUCGCCGCUGGCUACACGCGUUCUCGAAUACCAAAAACCUUUUGGUUCGUUUUAAAUGUCCGUUACCACUUGUGUCUGAAGUGUAUUAAUUGAAUAGGACGUUCUGAAUUAUGUGUGUUGCUCAACAUAGCCGUACAUGAGUUUGGUUUUUAUCGUGAAAAGAUUAGAAUUGCAAAUACGGACCGUGCGAAAGUUGAAUAUUGAUAUCGAACUACAGAUCAGCGCCAGUUAUGUUGAGUGUGCAGUGUUAGUGUAGUGACAUGUCAUUGUGUUGUUCAUGUGUAGUGGAGAGGAGAGGAAUCCCCCUUCCCCUGGACUCUGAAUGGUAGCUACAGCUCGAGGCCUGGUAUGGACAAGGAGGGCGGCGAGGGUGCCGAGCCGGGGAAGGGGCCCGAUGGUCUGCUUGACGCCGCUGGUCUCUUUGGUGCGUACUGGGGCAGGGAUGGGAGUGCCGGCGGGGCGGCGGCGCAGGCCCAGGCUCAAGCGCAGGCCGCGCUCUUCGGCUUCGGGUCCCGGUACCCGCCGCCGACGACGCUCGGGGUCGCCGCCAACCAGGCCGCCUCGCUCGGCCUGCAUCCGGCCGCAAGCGCAGCGUGGUGGUCGAUGGCUUCACACCUAGCGGCCCAGGACUAUCUCGCUCGUCUCCAAGCCUCAGGCCUGAACUUCCCACCGCUGGGCGAUCCCUAUGCCGCACUAUCAGCUUUAUCUGGAAGCGGAAUGAAGCAGAACAAGCCAGUCAAGCCACCUGGAAGAUCUGAGAGAUCGGGCCGGAGCAGUACAUCAUCAAGCGCUUCCGCCAAGGAGAAGAGUCCUUCAACGAAUAACUCCUCGCAACCAAAUAUGGCGGACUGGAGUUCCAAUUACGGGUUCCCGAAGACCUCGUCUCCCUCAACAAUGCAUUCCCAGUCGUUGUCGAGUCUGGCCUCGCUCAACAGUCUAGUGUCAGCGCCCCAUCAGCACAAGCCGGCCAAAACUAACCCGUCCUCUUCGCAGUCCAGGAAGUCAUCGUCGUCGGGUCCGUCGAAGAACAAGGAGCGCGAGCUUGCUCUGCUGCGUGGGGACCUCAUGCUGGCGCAAGCCGCCGCGCACGGCGCCUACCACGCUGCCGUCGCCGCCGCCAAGGGCAAGAAUAUGUCUCCCUUAUACCCCUUCGGAAUGGGUUCAGAAAAGGACCGACACGCCGGAUUUGACUCCCUCACAGGACUUCCACACACAAUAUUAAGUGCGGCUCUGGAAGGAGGUGAUCCGGCGUCAGUACUGGGGGGAGUGAGGCUACCCCCGGAUACGGAAAUCAUCAAGUACACCUCAUCCCUGGCGGGUCCCAAGGCGCCCCCCGGUUCCACGAAUAGAGGCAGGAAAAAGACCAUAUCCUUGGACCCUCCACAAGUGUCGGUGCAUCCGUCGUCGGGGGACAGGAGCGCGCCGCUACCGAGCAAGAGGCCUAAGGUGGACGAGUACGGCGCGUCUCGCUCCUCGGUGGAAGUGAUCCGACUGCCCCACGGCAAGCAGGAGAGAGCACACAAUUCAACUCCGCCGCAUAACUUCUCCGAUUACGCAGGUAUAUCUCGGGAGCUGCUACAAACCAUAGCUAGUCAGAGCGGCGUCAGCUUAGCGGCUCUGGAGAGGCAGCUCGCUGGUGCUACGCCCUCAGGAGAGUCAGGAGUCGGCAUGAACAAGUCCGUCGGUGGCGAGCACAGCCCUCUGGACCUGGGCUCCAAGUCCGCUGACGACGACAAGCCUCUGAACCUAUCGCUCAAGCCCACACCCUCGUGCACUCAAGCCUCGGAUGCGCUGUCCCGACUGACGUCACUCAGCAGCUCGCUCAGCGCUUCCAACGAUAGAUCCUCCCGACGCAAGCCCGGCGCCAAGCCGCGCAGGGUGGCGCCCGACUUCGCGCAGGCAGACUCGCCGCGACCCAAGUCCAGCGGCAGCGAGGACAGCGAAUCGGUGUCGGGCUGGCCAUCCCGGGAAGGAAGGCCGCGGAACCUGGGCCGCGGGGUCAGCAAGCCCAAGAAGAACACGGUCGCCUCCCUGCUCGCGCAGAGCCGCGCCCUCGGCCUGCGCCCCGCGCUGGCGCAGCAGCUCCUCGGGGAAACCGACCUGGAGAAGCUGAAGGCGUUGCUGGGCGAGACUGCCAGCACGGACUCGGAGUGCCCGUCGGACAGCGGGCCCUCCGACUCGGACGCCAGCGACUCCAGCCGCCGCCCCAAGGAGUCCCAGCUCCGCCUGCCACUGGCACUAGGCUGGAAGCGAGUGACCGUGAUCCGAGGGUUGUCCCGGAACUGCAGCAUUAAGGGAGACGUGAGCUACUCGCCGCCGGAGCCCCACGCCGCCCUCAAACUCAAGUCCAUGCAGGAACUGCAAUCGUUUCUAGACUCGAACCCGUGUCCGCCGUUGUCCCUGGACAACUUCAGCUUUAGUUCGCGCGCGAUCCUCGGCGAGUACGUGCAGCCCUGCGCCGACGUCGCCGACCCGCUGGUCUUCAACGAGACCGAGAUCACCAAGAGGCUGGAGGAGGCGCGUGCGCUGAGCUCGCUGGGCAGCCGGCCGACGCCGCCGCCGCUGGACCGCCGCAUGGAGCUGGCGCGCCUGCAGCAGGCCGCCCGGGACGCGCGCCGGGACCACUCCGUCCGCUCCAAGGACCAGGCGCGUCUAGUCAGAGAGCUGGAGAAGUCUGAGAAGGCUGAGCUGGCGAAGCGGGAGAAGGAGGCCAGGAGUCAGCAGCUGUUGGAGCACAUCAACAAGAACCGAACCCAACUGACGAUCGAGCCGGUGCCGUCCGUAUCGAAGGAAUGGAAAGUUCCAGAUGUAUCGAUGGGCCCCGCUAAGGCCCACAGAGAACGAGCCAUGCCCCCGAUAAGCUUGUCACUGAUACCGGUCUGCUGCCCCAACGAAUCCCCAAUAAAGAACAUUCUCGAUUGGAAAGUCGAGCAAGAGGAAUACAACGCUCUAGAUAAAAUGAAGGAUUUCGCUGAAAAAGCAGCCUUCGAUCUGCCGAAACGUAAAGACUAUGAUUAUCUCAAGGCGGGCGAUAAAAAAAAACCUCCCGACAAAGAGAACAAUCUAGAUAAGCUAAUCGAGUCGUAUUCUAGAAUAACUGAGUUCAUAAACGGCUGCGAUUGGUCGAAACUGCAAACGGACAAAAAGACUGAAAACGCUGUGGCGUUAGAGAAAAAAUACUUGGACGCUAAAAACGAAUUCAUGUCGCAAAACCUUAGCUUGAUGCCGAAGGAGACCAAGAAAUCGGUUCUCAAGGACGUGAUAGACUUGAGCGAAGACGAUGACGUCACGGAUGUGGUUUCCAAAAAAAUAUUAAACCAAGGAACGUUUUGCGUCGGAAAAGACGGGGCUCUAUCGAUUUCGAUACAUCCAUACAAAGAUUACGGAUCGGCUAAAAAGAGGAAACAGGAGGAGAUAGAGAAGCAGAGGAUGGAGGAGCAAGCUAAAAAACAACAGGAAAGAGAGAUAAAAAGGCAACAAGCACUGCUACUAAAAGAACAGCAAAAGUAUAUAACAGAGGAAAGAGAAAGGAGACGCCAACACACAACUUUCAUCCGGCAGCUAGACGCCAGGAGGAGAUGGGAGGAGAGGGAGAGAAAAAAGCACCAGAACCUGCUGGACAGGUUGCUGGUCAAAGAGAAGAAGCUGCAGCAGAGACGAAAAGAGAUGGAACUGCUUUCGGAAUUGAGGCGACCUCAAGAAGACUCGACUCUCUCAGACCAGAAGCCACUGCCGACCCUAAACAGAAUCCCGGGUCUGAAGUUAGCGGGGCAGGCCAUGGCAGACAUACUGCAAGUUUACGAGUUCAUACACAACUUUGGACAAACUUUAGGAUUCGAUCUGGACUGUAUGCCGACUCUGAGCACGUUACAAGCGGCACUCCUCCCGAACUGUAACGCUGAUGCUGAAGAGGAACUAAUUCAAGUGUUAACGCAGCUUCUCAUCACCGCUAUCGAGGACCCGGGCAUACCCCACCCGGGCCGGCACACCACGCUGCUCGGUCACGCCAUCCGGAUGGGCGACAUAACUCCCCACAACCUGAGCGAAGUGCUCCGGAUAUAUUUGUAUGCCAACGCUACCGGAGAGGUCAAGGCGUUGACAGGUCUGACGGCGGAGCGUGAGCGAGAGCGUCGCGUGGCGGACCACCACCAGACCGACGCCGAGAUGGUGCAGACCAGCGCCACCACGCGCAACGCCGCCUACUACGAGCAUCUGCACAAUAACGGCACCUACAAACUAUCCGAGGCCCUUCGUGACAAGCCCUUCGUCGCCCUCAACGCUACGGUGAAGGCGAAGAUCCUCGCGUUCCUCUGCAACGAGCUGCUGCAGAACAAGGCCGUGCUGCGGCAGAUCGACGGCUCCCUGGAACAUCUCACGCAGCUGAAGAAGGAACGGUACCUCAUGGAUAUGAAGAUCAGGAAAGUCCGCGUACUGCACCAGCGGAAGCUGCGCGCCGAGCAGUCGGAGAAGCAGCAAGCUCUCGCGCUGGAGCGGAUGCAGCGGCUCGUGGAGGAAAGCUCCGGCAACACGAGAGCUUCCCCGCACUCACACGACGAAGAACAACAGAUGCACGAGAAACAAGAGACUCCGAAGAAGCAACCGAAGGAGCACGCGCUAACUCCCGAAGCGGACGACAAGACUGACUCGCCUUCGCCGUACAAAGAACCCCAGCACGUUGAAGAAAGCGACAAGGAAUUGUCGCCUUUAAAGGACUUGUCCAACGGCGUGAAGAGCAAGGAGCUGCUGAACAACAACAAGGAGGAGUGCGGCGGCGGCGACGCGUCCAAGCUGGACAAGGACAGCGUGCUGGGCGACGACGUGCUCAGCGACCCGGAGAGCGACGGCGCGCAGCACGACGAGGACGAAGACAAGAAUUUAUCAGCUGAAGAACUUUCAAGAAAGCUCGAGAAGCUUCUGAGGCAGUCGGAACAACAGCUGCAGCAGCUUCAGGCCGGCUCGCACGCACUCCGCGCCACUUGCUACGGACAGGACCGGUACUGGCGUCGCUACUGGUCCCUGGGUAAAGCCGGCGGCAUCUUCGUUGAAGGGAUGGAGUCUGCGCAGCCUGAGAUCUUAAUGUAUCAUGAGACCCUCGAAAACAACCUCGCCAGAGAUAAGGAUGAGAUGUCUAUUGCGAAGAAGAAAGAGGUGAAAGAGAAGAUUGAGCCGCCGUCGGAAGAGGGAGACAUCAGACCAGACGACACCGAGACUCAAGCGGAAGCUCUCAAAUCGCAAUUGGAACUGAAAAACAUCAAGUCUGAACUCAACCUCAGCGACCACACCCAGAUCAUCAAGUAUGAGCCGAACGUCAAACAUGGCGCCUGUAAGGUUGAGGGCUCGUCAAUAAAAAUGGAGGAGAAGUUCAUUCAGCACAAACAGAACAGCGAGGGUCAGGACAUGCUGGACAUCGAGGACUCCAUACCGACCGCCUUCCUCGUCCAGAAGCCGACCCACAAGCCGCUGUACGCCGCCCAGGCCGAGCCCGCCGACCGGCCCCAGGAGAUCGUCAAGGUGGAGAACGUCAAGGUCGAAGCUCCAGAACAAGACACCAAGGACCAGCUUGUCAACAACCUGGAGGAGCUUCGUAAAAUGGCCGAAGCCGUAUCGUCACAGCUCGACGCCGCCAAAAAAGCCGAGGAGAUCAAACAGGAGAGCCUCAAGUCGGAGACCAGCGAACCUGACAGCGCUCAGGCGUACCUCCACUCGAAGAUCUUAGAAGGAAAAUGGUUCUCGAUACUGAGGCACGAGAGUUCAUUCUUGAACAGCAUCAAUGAUGGAGACGACGUGGCAUAUUGCGACAACGAGCACACGUGCGCCGAGGUGGCGGUGGCGCAGGGACACAAGUGGGACGUCUCCAACAACCUGCAUCUGCUGCGCGACCCCAGUCUCUUCACGCUCAACAGCAUGGUGACCAGCGUGCAGGUGCCCCCGCCCACUGUGUGCGCCGACAGCAGCCUCACCAUGUCCGGCCUGCACCCAGACGUCAUGGAGGCCAGCCUGGCCGGGGACGCGGCGAUGGAUGAAGACGAGAACAAAGAACAGGAGAACGACUUAGAGAAGGAGCUCCAAGCGGACAGGCUGAAGCUUGACGCGGCGGCCCAGCGCGCCAAGGCCAGCAGCCUCACCAGCCUCGGCCUGCUCAACUUCAACGCGCUGUCCACCUACGUCACGUGCGACAGCCCGCCGCCCAUACAGAUGUCGCCCGACGAGCUCGAGCAGCUCGACUACUGCAAGAUAUACGGACUGCCCAAGAAGAUCAGCGGGAACUUCGUGACCAGGGAUCUCAGGCACGGCUGGUGGCGGAUCACGGACUCCGAGCAGCUGAGGGCGCUGAUGGAGGCUCUCCAUCCGCGAGGAGUUCGAGAACGGGAGCUGCACGCGUCCUUCGUCAACCACCUACCGACCGCCAACAACAAGCUGCACAUAGACCUGGGCGAUGUCCCGGUCGAUUUGGACCCGGGUAACCUAGACCCGGGUAGCGAGGACCCGGGUGAGCACUCCGCCGGGUACCCGCCACCCGACUCGCCCUCGUCGUACUGCGCGCUCACCGCGAGACGGGUCGAUCUGAAUCUAUUGCAAAUGGUAGAGCAGCUGGAGGAGCGCGUGGCGGCGGCGUCGCUGCAGACCAAGGGCUGGCGGCCGUCGCGCGGGGCGGCCGGGGCGGCGGCGGGGGGGUUGGGGGGCGCGGAGCUGGUGGCGCGCGCGCGGCUCAAGCUGGCGGCCGUGGAGGCGCACAUCGAGAGGAGAUACCUCAAACCGCCUUUGGUACAAAGGUAUGCUAGCACAGCGGAAGCGAACCUGGGAGCGAUGUUGUCAGGCGAGCACGGCAACACGUCCGCGCCGUCGCCGCAGAACUCUGACGGCGGGAACGAGUCUAAAGACAACAAAGGCAUAGCCCGCGGACUGGCCACGUGGAGGGACGCCGUGGCGCGCUGCAGCACGUCAGCGCAGCUCGCCAUGCUGCUGCACGCGCUGGAGACCGCCGUCGCCUGGGACAAGAGCGUCAUGAAAGCCAACUGUCAGUUUUGUCUGAACGGCGACAAUGAGGAUCAGCUGCUGCUCUGUGACGCGUGCGACAAGGGCUACCACACCUACUGCUUCAAGCCGCGGAUGGACAAGAUACCCGAGGGAGACUGGUACUGCUGGGAGUGCGUGAACAAGGCGCGCGGGGAGCGCGUGUGCAUCGUGUGCGGCGGCGCCAGCGCGGGCCGCGUCAUCCCGUGCGCGCUGUGCGUGCGGGCCUACCACCAGGACUGCCACUACCCGCCACUGGCCAAGAACCCGCGCGGCAAGUGGUACUGCAACAACUGCAUAUCGCGCGCGCCGCCCAAGAAGCCGCGCAACGCGAAGAAACGAGACAACAAGCACAAAGACAAGGACAAGGACAGCAGCCUCGAACUCGACCACAGCAUGGCGCCCAGCCCGGCGCCUUCCCACGCGUCCUCCUCCACCGCGGCCGAGGAGGGCGCAGCCCCGGACGCCGCCGACCUGCCGCGGGACUGCACGCACGCUUGCAUUACUGCGCCUGCAGCAGAUCUACCUGAAGACGGUCCGCCGCCAGAGAAGAGGAGAUCUCUCCAGUACGUCGGCGGCAACGGCGCGGUCCACGACGACGACCAGAGCAUCGACAGCGAAGACAGAGACACUGAAAACGUUCCGGCGCCUCCCCGAGCCAAGAAAGAGAAGAAUUCGGCCAAGAAACUCUUAAAGGAACUACAGUUUUGCAAGAACCUGCUCUGCGAGAUGGAGUGCCACGAGCACGCGUGGCCGUUCCUGCUGCCGGUCAACAACAAGCAGUUCCCGCAGUACAAGAAGGUCAUCAAGUGCCCCAUGGACCUGUCCACCAUCAAGAAGAAGUUGCAGGACAGCUCGUACAAGUGCAAGGAGGAGUUCGCCUCUGACGUCCGCCUCAUCUUCAGCAACUGCGAGGUAUUCAACGAGGACUACAGCCCGGUGGGGCGCGCCGGACACAACAUGAGACAGUUCUUCGAGGAGAAGUGGACCCAAAGCUAAAACCUCACCGGAGAACGCUGACCUCAAACGCGGACGCGUUGUCGACUGGCGCAGGCGUGCUUAGUCGCGCAGACGGGUGCACUAACUCGCCGCCCACCCGCUGUUAAGUGGCCACCGAUAUCAGAUCAGACUUACUGGUGGUAGGACCUCAUGUGAGUCCGCGCGGGUAGGUACCACCGCCCCGCCUGCCGUGAAGCAGUAAUCCGUUUCGGUUUGAAGGGCGGUG
Bombyx mandarina (wild silkworm) is the source of this 8400-nucleotide messenger RNA. RefSeq names its product bromodomain adjacent to zinc finger domain protein 2A. Lineage: Eukaryota; Metazoa; Arthropoda; Insecta; Lepidoptera; Bombycidae. The record is from RefSeq and is a predicted model, not a curated record. Gene Ontology annotation, cellular component: chromatin. Gene Ontology annotation, molecular function: DNA binding; protein binding.